GAUAUCCAAUCAGCGGUCUCCGGCGCCGGCGGCUGUGGAUUACGUGGGCCCCGCCCGGUGGUCCCGGAAGGAGCGGCCACUGGAGCCCGAGGCCUGGAGCUGGAGGCAGUCUUUGCCUGGAGGGAGGACCUGCCCACUGGCCUGGAAGUCAUUACAGUCAUCUUCUUCACGUCAUCAGGACUGCUUGAUUUCAGAGGGUACUCCAGCCUCAGCCAUCCUCAUCUUGGCCUUGACUUAGCACACUCCUCCGCACUCCCACGAAUGAGAGAAAAAGGGGAUAUUUUAUUCAAGGAAACAAGAACAGGCUUGGACGGAGGGAUGGAGGCCAGGGCCACAGACCUUGCUGAUGGUGAUAGGAGUCUUCAUGUGCAAGUACGACCAAUGGCCUCAGGAGAUGAGGCUGCCCUUAGGGAGCUCUUAGCGGUGGUGGCGGCAGAGCUGGGUUCAGCCCUUGGAGCCCGGAUGCUGUGGCGGCCAUGGUUCCUGCUGCUACUAGGAUGUGGCUUUGCACUCCUGGCAGCCUCCUCCCACUCCCUGUUGCUUCCCUUGCUGGUCCUGGCACUGCUCCUGGCUGUCGGCCGCCCUGCGUUGGCCCACGUUUGGGCUCUCUAUGCCCACCAAGACAUGAGCCUUGGUCUGGGGGCUCCAGGGGCCACAGACUUUCGAUUCUGGGUGGCUGAGGACACAGAUGGCAGCGUAGUGGGCAUGGUGGGUUUGUCAGGGUUUGGGAAAAGUGGAGAUGGGGAGUUGGAGCUGAGGUCUCUGGCUGUGGGCCAAGAGCAUCGGGGUCAUGGGGUGGGCAGGGCCCUGUGCCAGGCUGUGCUGGCCUUUGCCCGUGGCUACCCUGGCUGCCGGGUCGUGGUGCUGGACACACAUAUGCUCCAUAGUCCUGCCCGGCGGCUCUUCUCCAGCCUUGGCUUCCAUCCAGGCCCUGCAUGCCUGCAGCCUACACUUAGUGGAUUCCUGGCCGACCUCCCUGUCACUCGCUACCACUAUGCCCUGACUGGCAACAACACAGAAGAGCGCAGCCCAAGGGAUGAGGAGUAAACUUCUACUUGUCAGCUAGGGGACUGAGCCUCCCACCCCCCAUCUGCCAGCCCAGAGAUGCCUCUGUGCUGAGGCUCCUGGCGAUGGGGGGGGGGGCGCCUUAUGGCAGCUCAGCAGCCUGGAGACACAGUUGGUGAGCCUGUGAUGGCAGGUGCUGGAGCUGUGAGGUGGGAGGAUGAUUGGGGGGGUUAGAGGUGGUGAUGGGUGAGGAUCAGGAUCAGAUACGUUUCCUGGGAAUAACUUUCAGGGCCCUGAGCUGAGAAACCAUAGGGAGCUGGAGGGGGCAUUCUGCUCCAUCUGGCAUCUGAAAGAGGACACAAAGGAGUUCCAGCUAUCUGCAGGGCAACUGGGAUGGUCAUCAGGCCAUACGAGGUUUGGUUGAAAGAACCCAAUGGUCAGAUGGGAUGGGCUGCGCGGGGAGAGAAUGGAUUCACCAUUGCUGAGGGGCUUCAGGUAAAGGCUGAAUGAUCACUUGUCAGAGGAGUUAAGGGGGUGGGAGAUGGGACAGAAUUCCUGCUCACGAAGGGGGCGGAUGGCUUGCCCCUCAGCCUUUUCCUGAGUCUCAGAUUCUGAGGCUAGGGAGGCUGAUCCUGUACCUAGCACAUAGACAUUGAAUAAAUACCUGUUGGAUUGGGGUGUGGACAGGGCCUAAGAAAAUAAAACUAUUCCCCACCCUGUUCAGCUCUGUUUCUGUCUGUAGGAGACUUUUCAGAGGAUUGUUAGAGAUGACAGUGGGCAUCUGGUACCUCCCUUCUCUUAGAGAUAUUGGAUCUGCUUGUGCCCACCUCAUCGCCCCACCCCAUCUUUCCAUCGAGGCUGCUCCCUGAGUGGAACCUUCUCCCAGGGGUCCUCCUGUAGGGUUAUCCUGAGGACCGUUGCUCAGGGCUUCUACCUUUCCCAGCUAAACUUUUCUGAUCUGUGGGCUCUGACCCACUCCAACCCGAAGGCUGCCUGGCUCCCUGGGCUUCCCAAGGGGACCCGCUGUGGUGGAAAGAGCAUGAAAUUUGGAGUCGAUCCUACCAAUGGCGAGGGAGCUGUGGACGCUGCCCACGGGAGGCAUCUCAGAUUCUUGUUGGGUUGAAGAUCGGGACAUUUCACAAGACGGCUUACUGCUCAGGGCCUCUGUCAGAAUGAGGUCUUAUUAGACCUACCCGGUCUAAUAACUUGGCACGCCUUGAGCAAAGUGCUUUGUAAGUCAAUUAGCAAGUAUUUGUCACGUGCCAGCAGCCGUGCUGGGUGCUGGGGUGCAGACAGAGUACCAGAGAACGGACAGACGUUCUGCUUGUUAGUGUGUCCUGUAUUAUCUUGGGCUGCUGCCAUCUCCUGGUGCCUCAUUCUAAUAUCGCCAUCCUUUUUUCCCUUUUCUCUCCUGUGGCUGUCUCCUCCUGACAAACUAGGCAUUUCCUAUGAUUGAUUUCUUAGAGAAUAGACUCAGGACUAACAGGAGGGUAAGUCAUUAGAUGUAAAUCAUAGGUAAGCAAAUUCCCCACCCCAGACUGAGCAGCUCCUAAGCUGUGGCCCAGGGCUUCUUCCUAGCCUUGCAGGCUCCAGAGGUCACCUGCUCCCCUUCCUACCUCAGGCAAGAGAGAAUGGGUAACUCACCUCAUCUCCCAAAAAGCUGCAGGCAUUGGCCAGAUUUGGCCUGAUGGGCUGAGCUCUUUGACCCAGUCAGAAAUAGCCAGCCAGAGAGUCUCGUCUUGUCCAUCUCUCCCUCCAUGGGAAGCCUUUUCCAUCUCUGUGGAGCUAGCCAUUGGGUCCCUUUACAGGCCUGGGAAGGGGGCUGGAGUUCCUGCAGGCCUGUGAGUUCCAGAGCUUGUCCCUGACCCAUGUCUGUUGUGGGCCAAGGCUCUAGUGGCUCUGGAUGGGGUGCACAUUGAAUCCAGCUGGUUCUGGGCCCCUGGGAAAAUGUCAGGGAGCCAGGUCAGGCAAAGGGACAUGGGAGUACAGACGGGAGGGAGAGUCUGUGAAGUAGGCCUGCCUCUCUUUACUCCAGUUUAUGUCCUUGUUUGUGCGAUGGUAGUGGUGGUGAUAGUCAUAGGAGGUAGUGUAGAAAGUGAGACUCAUAAGCCCACCUGGCAGGCCCUUAGGACCUGAGGAGAGGGCCCUAAACUGAAAUUUGGCGUGUGUGUUUUGAUAGGAAGACUUACCAAACUUGGACCACUAAAGAGCGACCCUUCUGGGACCUCUAGGAAAGGCUGUUCAGUGUGGAACCUUUUCCUACUGCAUGAUUCCUGAAUCUGUAAUUUUCUUUUUCCUUGUGAAUAAACCCUAGAAAAUU
Phascolarctos cinereus (koala) is the source of this 3325-nucleotide messenger RNA. Its product is annotated as putative N-acetyltransferase camello. The record is from RefSeq and is a predicted model, not a curated record. NCBI's taxonomy places the organism in Eukaryota, Metazoa, Chordata, Mammalia, Diprotodontia, Phascolarctidae. Gene Ontology annotation, molecular function: N-acetyltransferase activity.